AUGUCUCUGGAAUGCAAUUUCCAAUGCCAUUUACCAGCUCGGGGCUGCUCCUCGCUCUUGGUCAUGGGAGCUGAAGAACACGAUGAUGCCCCCUCCUUCACGAGAGAGAGACGGACACAUCACAUCGAGUUAACGGUUGAAUGGAUCUCCGUGACCGAGGCGAAACAUCCAAGAGCUCCAGCCGAUCCCUUAGAAACAUUCCCAUCCACGAUAAAACCAUCCCAUAACCCGCACGUUCACGCCCCACCGGCUGUCCGGUAUGAUAGCCAGGGAGCCAUCUAUCCACACUGCACCACCUGA
Messenger RNA from Venustampulla echinocandica, 300 nucleotides. RefSeq lists its product as uncharacterized. Lineage: Eukaryota; Fungi; Ascomycota; Leotiomycetes; Helotiales; Pleuroascaceae. The transcript has a single exon. Bases 1 to 300 code for a protein of 99 amino acids. The record is from RefSeq and is a predicted model, not a curated record.